UUCUCUCCGGCUACUGAGGGAGACAGACAGAAUGUCCCCCUCCAAGAAAAGAGUCUUCACUGUAUAUGUCAGAUACUGAAGCACGGCUCUGCCUACAGAUCAAGUUGCUGUUGCCAACUCUCGCGAGCUUUGUGACAGAAACAGUUGAUUAUAAUGUCAGUACUGUCCAAUUUACAGGCUUAAAGUAGCAGCCGCACGCUGCUUUUCACUGAAGUAUACAAAGAUUUUGACUCUUUUAAAAACUUUGUAAUAGAAAGUGAGGAUGAUGACAUGGAUCAAUGGAAUAAACAUCUACAUGAGAUUUCUGAUGUGGUUUCUUCUACUAUGUAUGUUUGUCAGGAAGGCGCAACCUGAAGAUGACAUUAUAGUUACUACUAAGAAAGGAAAAGUAAAAGGGAUUCACUUGCCAGUACUUGGGGGAACUGUGACAGCCUUCCUAGGAAUUCCUUAUGGAGAGCCACCCAUUGGUAGACUACGAUUCAAAAAACCAGAACCCCGCAACAAAUGGACAGAAAUUUGGGAUGCCACAAAACAUGCAAACUCUUGUUAUCAGAAUAUAGAUAAAACUUUCCCUGGAUUCCCUGGAUCAGAGAUGUGGAAUCCAAGCACUAACCUUAGUGAAGACUGCUUAUACCUCAACAUAUGGGUACCUUCUCCCAAACCCAAAAAUGCAACUGUCAUGGUAUGGAUUUAUGGGGGUGGAUUUCAAUCAGGGACAUCCUCUCUACCUGUCUAUGAUGGCAAAUUUUUGGCCCGUGUUGAAAGAGUCAUUGUAGUUUCAAUGAACUAUAGAACAGGGGCACUAGGAUUCUUGGCUUUACCAGGAAAUCAGGAAGCUCCAGGAAAUGCAGGUUUAUUUGAUCAAAGGUUAGCACUUCAGUGGGUCCAGGAGAACAUAGCUAUCUUUGGUGGCAAUGCUAGAAGUGUGACUUUAUUUGGAGAGAGUGCUGGAUCUGCCUCUGUUAGCUACCAUAUUCUUUCUUCUGAGAGCCAUCCUCUUUUUACAAGAGCCAUCAUGCAAAGUGGCGCUGCUAAUGCUCCCUGGGCUACAUUAACACAUUCAGAAGCAAGGAAGAGAACUUUGACUUUAGCUAAACUACUCAGCUGUUCAGGUAACAAUGAGACAAACAUAAUUCUCUGUCUCCAAAACAAGGAUCCCCGGGAUAUCCUGGAAAAUGAAGGUUCUGUUUUAACACACAAUUUUCUUCUUAAAACGUAUUUCUGUCCCAUAGUUGAUGGUGAUUUUCUCACUGAAAUGCCACAAACAUUGAUCCAGAAUGGGCUCUUUAAACAAACUCAGCUCUUAGCGGGAAUUAACAAAGAUGAAGGGUCAGCUUUUCUAGUGUAUGGUGCACCUGGUUUCAGCAAAGAUAAUGAAAGCCAGAUCAAUAAAACAGAAUUUCAAAUAGGUUUAAGUCAGUCCUUUCCAGAAGCAAAUGAACUUGGGGUGGAAUCAAUAAUUUUUCACUACACAGACUGGGAAGAUGAGAAGAAUCCUGACAAUUAUCGUGAUGCGAUGGAUGACGUUAUUGGGGAUUACAAUAUCAUAUGUCCUGUAGUGGAAUUCACCAAAUUUUUUGCUCAACUAGGAAAUAAUGUAUUCUUCUACUUCUUUGAACAUCGGUCCUCAAAACUUGCUUGGCCAGAAUGGAUGGGAGUAAUGCAUGGUUAUGAGAUUGAGUUUGUAUUUGGAUUACCUCUAGAAAGAAGAGUUAAUUACACCAAAGCUGAAGAAAUCUUGAGUAGGUCCAUUUUGAGAUACUGGGCUACUUUUGCGAAAACUGGAACUCCAAAUGGGACUCAGAUUAAUGGAACCAGAUGGCCAAUCUUCACAACCACUGAACAAAAGUACUUCACAUUAAACACUGAAACUUCAAAGAUAUAUACAAAAUUACGUGCCCAGCAGUGUCGAUUCUGGAAUGUAUUUUUUCCCAAAGUCCUGGAGAUGACAGGAAAUAUUGAUGAAGCAGAACGAGAAUGGAAAGCAGGAUUCCAUCGCUGGAACAAUUACAUGAUGGACUGGAAAAAUCAAUUUAAUGAUUACACUAGCAAGAAAGAAAGCUGUGCAGGUCUCUAAUUAAUAGCUUUACCCUUUCUAGAAUGUCCAUAUUACCAUUGAUCAAGGCAAACAUACAGGUAACUAUCCAACAUGAUUAACAAUAAACUUUAUUAUGUAAAUUAAACAAAAUGCCAUGAAUAUAAUAUUGAUUUCCCAGAUUUUUUAGUUGAUAUUCUACUUUGUAUCCCAAUAAACAAUAUAAGGCACUCAGAGUAUGUUUAAUAGGACUACAGAGAUUAAAGUAUGAAGAUUAAUGAUGUACAUAUCAUAAACACUAGUGGCUUAAAGUCUCACUUCAAGGAAACAUAGUAAUCUGUUACAGAAAAUAUAAAAAUUGAAAUAACAGUAUUUUAUAAUAUUGUCUGAGAAGCACAACUGAUGUAGGUCCUUAGAGGCAAUGUCAUAGCACUGUGAGUCUGAUGCAGUUGCAAUUUAGUUGACAGAAACAGAUGAUAACUUUUCUGGACACAACAAAUAUUUAACUGCUUGUUAAAUCAAAGGGCUUUUAUAAAGAGUUAUUAAACUUUGAAUAAUUGCUUCUUUAAGGCCCUGUCCCUGGAAAUUAUCACACAGCCCAUGUAAUCACUCAUUAGUACAGUAAAACUCUGACAGUCCAGCAUCCAACUGUUCGGCACUCCCAAUACUCCGGGAUCAAAAUGCCAAGCGCUCCUGACCAGCCGAUUAAAAGUCUGCUGCUCAGCACAUGUGCUGGCAGUAACCAGAGGGAGCAUAAGGCUGGGGGAGGGGGGAGUGGGAUCAUGUUACAUUAUGGAGAAG
Messenger RNA from Pelodiscus sinensis (Chinese soft-shelled turtle), 2836 nucleotides. It is a transcript of the gene BCHE, whose product is annotated as butyrylcholinesterase. Gene Ontology annotation, cellular component: plasma membrane. The record is from RefSeq and is a predicted model, not a curated record. NCBI's taxonomy places the organism in Eukaryota, Metazoa, Chordata, Testudines, Trionychidae. Gene Ontology annotation, biological process: acetylcholine catabolic process; choline metabolic process. Gene Ontology annotation, molecular function: acetylcholinesterase activity.